Molecule: messenger RNA, 1779 nt
Organism: Anguilla rostrata (American eel)
Lineage: Eukaryota; Metazoa; Chordata; Actinopteri; Anguilliformes; Anguillidae
Product: growth hormone secretagogue receptor type 1-like
Exons: 2
Coding region: 464-1561 (365 amino acids)
Biological process (GO): G protein-coupled receptor signaling pathway; hormone-mediated signaling pathway
Cellular component (GO): plasma membrane
Molecular function (GO): growth hormone secretagogue receptor activity
Source: RefSeq, a predicted model, not a curated record
GAGAGCAGAGGCUCCAUAAAACUUGACAGAUUGCUAGGUUUUGUUCACACGAAGCUUUUAUUUUUGUGUUGGGAAACUUAUUGAAUGAUGGUUUAGGUUCUUUCAUUGUACUAUUGUAUUCAAAUAUAAUUUGUACCGAUGUCGAUGAUUUCUUGGAAGUGAAUCGUGGUUGUAAGGAUGCUUUGGCAUGCUUUUAGGACGGCUGGAGCAUGGUAUUUCAAUAAACAAUUAAGGCUGUCACAAUCCUUCCCACGGACGAAAUGCCUCAGCGUCUCAUACUUUGGCUGUCUCACAAAACUCUUCGUAAACUCAGCCCUUGUAUCUGCUCUCUCGCCUGAUCAAGAGUUUGCUCGUUUUCCCCAAUAAUAAGUGGACAUAAAGAGUGAACGGAUUACUGGCAGCACAUCUUUCUCGCGGAGUCACUUAAGUUACGUUCACACAGGUCCGGUUUAUAGCCACAAAUAUGAAUAACUGGACGGACCGUUCUAACUGCUCGUUGAAUUUCAGUUCAGUUUGUGGGGAUGGUCAGAUCAACUGGACACAUUGGGAGACGGAUUACCCCGUUACCCUUUUCCCUGUCCCUAUUCUGAUGGGGAUAACAGUCACAUGCUCUCUCCUCUUCCUCGUUGGAGUUACCGGGAAUUUAAUGACCAUUCUAGUGGUCACCAAUUACAAGGACAUGAGGACAACCACAAACCUGUACCUGUCCAGCAUGGCCCUUUCAGACCUCUUGAUUUUUCUUUGUAUGCCACUGGACUUGUACAGAAUCUGGAGGUACCGGCCGUGGAAUUUCGGAGACGAGCUUUGCAAACUAUUUCAGUUCGUCAGCGAGAGCUGCACCUACUCCACUAUUCUCAACAUCACCGCCCUAAGCGUGGAGAGGUACUUUGCAAUCUGCUUUCCUCUCAGAGCCAAGGUGGUAGUUACGAAGGGUCGAGUGAGGGGAGUCAUCCUCGUUCUGUGGAUGGUGGCUUUCUUCAGCGCUGGACCGGUAUUCGUCUUAGUUGGGGUUGAGCACGAGAACGGAACGAAUCACUGGGAUACCAACGAGUGCAAGGUGACACAAUACGCCAUCAGGUCCGGACUGCUGACCAUUAUGGUGUGGGUCUCAAGCAUCUUUUUCUUUUUGCCAGUGUUUUGCCUAACUAUAUUGUACAGCCUUAUCGGGAGAAGGUUGUGGAGGCGAAAGCGAGACUCAAUGGGACCCAACAUCUCGAGUCGAGACAAAAACAAUAAACAAACAGUAAAAAUGUUAGCUGUGGUCGUAUUCGCCUUUGUGCUCUGCUGGCUGCCCUUUCACGUGGGUCGCUAUUUAUUUUCCAAGUCCUCAGAAGUCGCUUCUCCCCUUAUGUCGCAGAUCAGCGAGUACUGCAACCUUGUCUCAUUUGUGCUUUUUUACCUCAGCGCGGCCAUUAACCCCAUCCUCUACAACAUAAUGUCAAAGAAGUACAGGGUCGCGGCCGGAAAACUUCUUGGGGUCAAACAGACCUCUCGCAGGACAGCAUCUACCCUGAAGGGUGAAAGCUCCCCAAUUUGGACAGAGUCGAGUUUGAGCACGUGACUUCGCCUCGCCCACUUCUCCAUUCAUGGAUGCGUCGUCUAUAAUCGUCUGAGUCUUCUGCCUAUUGGUUGAAACAUGACGGGUAGGCUAUCUGAACGUUACUUACGGAUUUCUGGGAAAGUGACUGAUUCGCACAAAUAUACCAGAGGCCAGUGGGAGAAUGUUCAACUCAAUGUAUUCUCGUUAAGCAAAGGAAAUGAACAGGAAUGAAGAAAUUA